AUGGCUAUCUGUAUCACAUUUGGCAUGCACGAGUUUACCUCCAUGCUGGAGGGCUAUGAGAACGUGCGUGCCUAUUGCUACAAUUGCCAGCACUGGAAUGGCCACUGCCUCACCCGAUGGCCUUGGUUUACCCUCUGCUUUGUGCCUAUCCUUCCGCUCGCCAUACACAAAUACAAGGAGGUGACCUGUUACACCUGCCGAUUCACACAAGACCUGCGCGACCGGCCUGACAUUACUCCCGAAACACGGCCCCCUCAGGGAAUGAACUAUGGUCCGCAACCGCCACCACAGGCGUAUGCCUCUGGAGGGUGGCAACCGCAGCAGCAAGGGCCUCUGCAAGGGACUCCCAAUCAGAUGCCACAGUCUGAACAGCCACAGAAAACAGCCGAUCAUUAUGUAUAG
Messenger RNA from Penicillium lagena, 402 nucleotides. RefSeq names its product rhodopsin family protein. The coding region runs from base 1 to 402 and encodes 133 amino acids. The record is from RefSeq and is a predicted model, not a curated record. NCBI's taxonomy places the organism in Eukaryota, Fungi, Ascomycota, Eurotiomycetes, Eurotiales, Aspergillaceae. The transcript is spliced from 7 exons.